Messenger RNA from Cynara cardunculus var. scolymus (artichoke), 1530 nucleotides. RefSeq lists its product as uncharacterized. NCBI's taxonomy places the organism in Eukaryota, Viridiplantae, Streptophyta, Magnoliopsida, Asterales, Asteraceae. The transcript is spliced from 2 exons. The coding region runs from base 1 to 1530 and encodes 509 amino acids. The record is from RefSeq and is a predicted model, not a curated record.
AUGACCUAUAAUGAAGGAUAUGAAAUCCUGGAAAAGAUUUCGGCAAACAAUGAGCAUUGGGCUGACCCACGUGCUCAAUCACAGAAAAAGACUGCCGGGAUACAUGAUGUAGAUGCAUAUACUGCAUUAACAGCCCAACUUACCUCCAUGACCAACAUGUUGAAAAUUUUAACUUUUGGUCAUGGAGGACAACAAGCUGCUAAUACACCCGUCCCAACAGUCCUAUCUGUGCAAUGUGUAUGUUGUGGUGGAGAACACUCGUAUGAACACUGUCCUCAUAAUUCUGAAUCAGUAAACUAUGUUCAUAACCGAGCUAAUCCUUAUUCCAACACAUAUAAUGCCAGUUGGAGGCAACAUCUGAACUUUUCUUGGAACAGUCCCAGUUUAAACCCACCAGUCCAUAAACAACAAGGAACUUCUAAUUUUCAACCACAACAUCAUGGAAACAGUUCUAACUCUCAGACUCACCAACAAAGUUUUCAGAAUUCCCAACCACCUUUUCAGAAUAAACCUCUUCCACACUCAGAAUCAUCUUCUUUGGAAGCAAUGAUUAAAGGACUCUUUACACAUGCACAAGCAAAAAAUCAAGCUUUGAUAAAUCAACAAAGUGCGGCCAUUAGGAAUUUAGAGACUCAAGUCAGUCAACUUGCGCUUAACCAAAACAAUCGAGCCCUUGGUACCUUGCCCAGUAAUACAGAGGUCCCUAGAGACCUAGGUAAGGAACAUGUGAAAGUAGUAACCCUUAGGAGUGGGAAGGAGUUGAAAGAAAAAGUGCCCAAAGAUAGUGCACCAAUUUUGACAGAAGCUGAUGCUACAGCAUUGGUUCCUGCCAAAGAAAGACCGGUCCAACCCUUAGAGAAGAAGGCAUCCGAGACCACCACUUUUGCCCCCCCUAGAUUAUACUUUCCAUUACUAUUUCCUGAGGAUGCCUUAAAGAAUUCAAAAGAGACGGAGGUUUUAGAGACCCCUAAGCUUGAUGCUAACAUUUCAUCUGAACCUCCAAAGGGCACCACAAAAACCCAAGGCAUUCAAGACCCGUCUUGCUCAACUCAUCCAAGCAUAGGAGAGGCUAGACCGACCACAGUCACACUCAAAUUGGCCAACAAGUCCAUAGCAUACCCCAUUGAAGAUGUGUUGGUACAAGUUGACAAGUUCAUAUUUUCGGCAGACUUUAUCAUUCUAGAUUUUGAGGUGGAUAAGGACAUUCCUAUUAUUUUAGGAAGACCAUAUCUAGCCACCGGAAGAACUUUGGUAGACGUCCAAAAAGGAGAGUUGACUAUGAGACUCCAAGACCAAAAAGUCACCUUUAAUGUCUUCAACUCUCUAAAGUACCCUGAUUACUUGGAAGAGUGUUCAAAAAUAUCUGAGAUAGAGAAGAUGUGUUUGGAAGAAGGAAUUCAGAAAAGCCUUCAGUUGGAAGGAGAGCAUGAUGAGGGAAUAGAAGAGGAAAGUGUUGAGGAAAUAGAGGAAUUAGGAGCUAAUGUUGUCCUAGUGGAUGCUGCAACAUUUGAGCUGCUAGAAAAUAAUUAG